Coprinopsis cinerea okayama7#130 is the source of this 2820-nucleotide messenger RNA. RefSeq names its product other/FunK1 protein kinase. The record is from RefSeq and is a predicted model, not a curated record. NCBI's taxonomy places the organism in Eukaryota, Fungi, Basidiomycota, Agaricomycetes, Agaricales, Psathyrellaceae. The transcript has 8 exons. The coding region runs from base 1 to 2820 and encodes 939 amino acids.
AUGGCGACAAGCAGCCAUGCAACCACUGCAGAUGAGGUGAAAGCGGCUGUCGUUCACGACCUCGACGGUCAGAGCCGAAUCUGCAGCCUCCACGAUCUUCUCAAGCUCCUUGGCCACCCCUUGACUGACUCAGAGGUUGACGAGGUCCUCGGUUCUCUUUCGGACCACUAUACCCAGCAAACAGGCUGGAAAGGCCUUCCUGAGAAAGCGGUCCGAAAAGUCAACGAGCGCGCACCUGAAUCACCAAUUAUACCGUCCACAUGGCUGGAUUGUCACUCUUCAGCUCCCAAGUCGAAUGUUGAAGGCGCGAGCAAGAUACGCCCAGAUCUUCUCAGUGCUAUUCUCAAUCCGGGGGACAAUGUCGAGGACCUGGCAGCAAGCUUCAAGGUGCGUGAUCCGUCUCCUGGUGUCAAGGCCGUGGCGGCAACCGGUUCUGUGCAGGAGCUGCAUGACACUGAGGAUGAUGAAGAAAACGACAACACAAACGACUCGGAUAAACCAAACCCAAAGCGACAAAAGACAGAAGGCGGAGAAACUGAGGAGGUCCAGGACCCCCAGCAGACCGACGCACAGAAUGGAUCCGAUGCUCAGGCCGCACCGCAGCCACAGGUCCAGCCCACCGAGUCGCAGGCCGCACCGCAGCCACAGGCCCAGCCCACCGAGUCGCAGGCCGCACCGCAGCCACAGGCCCAGCCCACCGAGUCGCAGGCCCCACCCAAGCCAAUCGCCUCAUGGCUCAGGACUCUCCUGGUCGCUGAAGUCAAACCAAACCGGGACGACGACUGGGACUCUGUCAUCCAACUAUCCACCUAUCUUCGACAAAUUCUUCGAGAGCAGCAUGAUCGCCGCUUCGUCUCUGGCAUCGUUAUCUUCCACCGUUCGUUGUCCCUCUGGUACUGCGAUCGGUCAGGACUCCUCGGUGCUGACCAGACGGUCGACAUCGACAAGGAUCCCAAGACCUUUGUUCGCAUCAUGGCCAGUUUUGCAACCAUGAAUCCGGAACGUUUGGGGUUUGACCCUGCCAUGAAGAUGCUUGUUCCGAACCGCCCGCCUACCUACAGCUAUCGACUUCCUUUCCAUGAGGUGCCAAAGCACCGACAUUCACUGCGUUGGGAAAUAGUCAUCAACAAAAAUAUUUACCACACAGUCGAGCCGCUGAGUGUAGCUCGAUCAGAAAUCAUGUGUGGUCGCGCUACGCUUGUGUGGAGAGCGUUUCGACUGAGCGAUUAUACCAAUGAGCCCAAUACCAAAGACUUGAAGCUAUACAUCAUCAAGCAAUCAUGGCGACCGAACGUGGGUGGCGCUGCUGAACUUGAACUCUAUAGCCGUUUGGGGGAUUUUGGUGGCAGGAGGAAGGAUCCUGUGUGCCAUGGCGAAGAUGUUGAAGGAUCCAAUACCCAGAAGGACUUCCGCCGCGGUAUUCACACAGAACCGGCUAAAGAUAUCGUGGGGAAAGGCUCAAAGGGCGGGGCACAGCAAAGGACACUGUCAGAGCCCCGCGACGAGCACAACCUUGUCCACAAUACCUUUUCAGCGAAAAACCCUCCCAAGAUUGCGCAAGAGUUCAUGGAACGAGUUCAAUGUCGGCUCGUCAUCCCUGUGAAUGGCACAGCAAUCAAGAUGUUUACGAGUCUGAAGGAAUUGGUAGAAGCCUUGCUUGAUGCAGUGAAAGAAUACGAAUGGGCAUAUUAUCAGAAGGGCAUUUGCCAUCGCGACAUCAGUAUCGGCAACAUCGUUAUGGAAAUCCUCGAGCGCAAAGGAAGCCUGAUUGACUUUGAUCAUGCGAAGGAUCUUGGCCCCAACUACACACCAAGGAGGGUCUCGUCGCUGCGGGAGGAGCUGCGCGAAUAUUUGGCUGAAUUCCGCAAAUACCACCCUCAGUCGGAGGUUUCAGAUAACCUCGCACUUGUGAUCCUCUAUCUCCAUCGAUCAACCUUCCCACAUGUUGCUGCGGUUGAGGCUACUAGCCUGUAUAACCGUGUACCUCUGUUCCGAUGGCGCAUCGCCGAACAGGCCACUCGAACUAUCAGACAUGCUUCCAGGGCUGCAGAACGAUAUUUUUCUGAACGCACGGCAAUACAUGCCGUGGCGACUGGCACUGUCGCGUUCAUGAGCCAUAAAUUGCUUCGCGAUGACGACGAAACCCACAGCGCAAUACACGACAUGGAGUCGUUAUUUUGGGUUGUGGUCUUCCUCUGCCUGACCCGUGAAGGGCCCGGCGGAAAACGGCGCCCGGAGCCCAAGGAUGAUGUCAAAGGUGACGAGCUCUACGAAGGUUCUCUUCGACGCUAUUAUCUCUUCGAGGCCCCAAAGGAAGAGAUUCGGAAGAUAAAAUCUAUUAUGUUUUCUAUGACUAUUCGCGACAAGAUGCCGCGAGUGUUGGAGGACCAUAUAUUCCCCUGGUUCCACCCCUUCUUCAAACCUCUCCAUGGGCUACUCGCUGAAUGGUGGGCAAUUCUCUGCAGUGGCUUCAACGAGAAGGGAAACAUCCUAUGUCGCCACUACCCUGUUGCCGCGUUUCGCAACGCUUUGGAGAAGACUCGGGACACACUCGAAGAGCCGGACGAGAAACACUUUUCCCUCAUUCAACAACGGACAGAAAUGGCAAGGGUAAAAUCAGCGGCCAUUCAGCUCACUCGAAGUGUCCUUCCUCACCGUACCGGCCGUCAAGGAGCGAAACGGAAGGUAGACACCGUGGAAGGUGUCACAACGCCGCCCAAGGUACAUUCGGAUCUCCCACUAUCCCUCGAUCCAAGUCCCAUGGGUAAGGCCCAUAAAGGAGCCAACUUGCAUCUUCAUGCUCGACGCAAAGGUGAUUGA